Oncorhynchus nerka (sockeye salmon) is the source of this 4842-nucleotide messenger RNA. RefSeq lists its product as uncharacterized. Gene Ontology annotation, cellular component: plasma membrane. The record is from RefSeq and is a predicted model, not a curated record. The transcript has 2 exons. Gene Ontology annotation, biological process: regulation of canonical Wnt signaling pathway. The coding region runs from base 233 to 3691 and encodes 1152 amino acids. Gene Ontology annotation, molecular function: beta-catenin binding; phosphatidylinositol-4,5-bisphosphate binding. Lineage: Eukaryota; Metazoa; Chordata; Actinopteri; Salmoniformes; Salmonidae.
CGUGUGAGGGAGAAAUAGAGGAGAAAGACCUGGUGGGGAGAGAAAGACAGAGGGAGGGAUAGAGCGAGAGGAGCGAGAAACAUACUGCAAGCAAUUGAAGCAUAGCCAGUCUGCAGAAAGGAGAAGGUGUAUUGUAAGAGAGAAUAAAGGUACAUGUUCUGUUAGCAAUAGCUGGGUGAGAAAAAUAGGGCACAAAAUCGGAGUACAGCAGAGAAGAGUAUAGAGAUUCAAAAUGGAUAUACAGUCAGAGAGUAGCGAACUCUCUCCGUGCGACCCACAGCCUGCUGGAAAAAUCAGAAAGGCCUUCAAGCUGUUUGGGAAGCGAAAGCCAGGCAGCAUCUUCUCCAUGCGCGGCAAAGGCGAGGGGAACAACAAGUCACCUAUCGCCAGGAGCAAGACAGUGGAAGGAUUAACGGAGUCCACAGCAGCGGAGCAGGAGCUGGAGAAGGAGACCGAGAAGGAGGAGGAACCAGAGGUGAGUCAUAGAGAGGAGGAGGAAGCCCUGGAGGAGCCCCUGGGUGAUGCUGGAGAUCCCGCCAUCCCUUCUGCUGGCCGUCCCUCCAUCUCCUCUAUGACCUCUGCCAAAUCCCUCAGCUUCCUGAUGAAGUUGCGGCGCAGCCGUCGAGGAGGACCAGACCGGAGGUUCCGUACAGAGUCCCAGCCAAAGGUACGCCAGCGUCGGGGCCUGAAGGGUCUCUUCAACAGUCUGGCGUGGAACCAGCGAGAGAAGGAGGCCAGGGACGAGGCCGAGACCCCCCCGAGCCCCCUCCUCAUGUCGUCCCGUACAAACAGCGUGGAGAUCAUCAAGGAAGACAUGACUUUGACUCCCAGACCUGCGCCUCGCAGCCAGGAUGUCCCAGAGCCUGAGCCUGGACAAGAGUCCCCUGUUUCAUUGAAGAGCCCCACAGUGAAGGAGAGCUCAGCCUCAAGCUCAUCAGAGACGACGGCUCCCUCAGUGACUACAGACAGCGUCACGGAAUCUAAUGAGGAUGUACUGCCGCCUCUGCCCACCACUGAACCACCACCCUUGGAUCCUGCUGUGGACCGUCUGAGCUCGCUGCUUGCAGACAUCUCCUCUCUGAUAAGCUUCGACUCGUUGACAGGAUGUGGAGACAUUUCUGCUGAAGUGGAGGCGGAGUGGGGCAAAGCCUGCCCUACUGUCGGGACUGGACCUGGGACCAAGGGAGCUGUGGCUGGAGAGAAAUCCUCAUCAACUACUCUUUCAGCAAAACCUACCCCUAUUUCUAAACCUUCCCCUAUUUCUAAACCUAUCCCUAUUUCUAUACCUACCCCUAUUUCUAAACUUAUCCCUAUUUCUAUACCUACCCCUAUUUCUAAACCUACACCUAUUUCCAAACCUACCGCUACUACUAAAGCUACCCCUUCACCUACACCAACCCCUGUUCCUACUGCUACUACUAAAUCUAGUCCAACCCCUAUCCCAACACUUACUUCUAAAUCCAAACAUACCCCUUCCUCUUCCCCCAUCACUAAACCUACCCCCACCUUUACCCCUACAACCAAACCUACCCUUUCGCCUUCCCCCACCACUAAACCUACCCCCACCUUUACCCCUACAACUAAACCUGAACCUACCAGCUGGUCGAUCAAACCUGAACCUUCCCCCAUUGUGACAACCAAAUUCUCAACUAUCCCCACAACUAUAACUAGCCCUACCACUAAAUCAAGCCCUACCCCUUUAACAAACCCCCCUCCACCAACAACAAAAUCCACCCCAAGCCCUGCCCCUUUAUUCAAAACUUCCCCAGUAGUUACUCCACCUCCUGCCCCUGUAUCCAAACCUUCCCCAGUAGUUACCCCACCUGCUGCCCCUGUAUUCAAACCUUCCCCAGUAGUUACCCCACCUCCUGCCCCUGUAUCCAAACCUUCCCCAGUAGUUACCCCACCUCCUGCCCCUGUAUCCAAACCUUCCCCAGUAGUUACCCCACCUGCUGUCCCUGUAUCCAAACCUUCCCCAGUAGUUACCCCACCUCCUGCCCCUGUAUCCAAACCUUCCCCAGUAGUUACCCCACCUCCUGCCCCUGUAUCCAAACCUUCCCCAGUAGUUACCCCACCUGCUGUCCCUGUAUCCAAACCUUCCCCAGUAGUUACCCCACCUGCUGCCCCUGUAUCCAAACCUUCCCCAGUAGUUACCCCACCUCCUGUCCCAGCCCCAGUGGCCAAACCAGCUUCUGUAACCAACCCUGCCACUCUUUCACCAGCCACUUUCACCUCUGCCCCACCCCCCAAAAUGAUCUCAGUCCCAUGUCUGGAUUCCACUAACGCACCUCCCACCCUAACAUCAUUUUAUCCUACGGCUGUCCCGAGCUCAGCAUUUAAAAUCCCCUAUAUCCCAGUUCCAGUGCCAGCCUCAGUCACUAGCCCUGCUCCUGUCCAAACCUUGUCUCCAAUUCUAGCUGACUCAAAGGCUCCCUCUGCCCCUACUCCAAAAUCAGGCCCAAUGUCUAAGACUCCCCCGUUUCCUACCCCUGUCCCUACCCCAACUCCAGUCCCUAUGUCAAAGACUCCCCCGUUUCCUACCCCUGUCCCUACCCCAACUCCAGUCCCCAUGUCUAAGACUCCCCCGUUUCCUACCCCUGUCCCUACUCCAACUCCAGUCCCCAUGUCUAAGACUCCCCCGUUUCCUACCCCUGUCCCUACUCCAACUCCAGUCCCCAUGUCUAAGACUCCCCGUUUCCUACCCCUGUCCCUACCCCAACUCCAGUCCCUAUGUCUAAGACUCCCCGUUUCCUACCCCUACUCCCCGUUUCCUACCCCUGUCCCUACCCCAACUCCAGUCCCUAUGUCUAAGACUCCCCCGUUUCCUACCCCUGUCCCUACCCCAACUCCAGUCCCUAUGUCUAAGACUCCCCCGUUUCCUACGCCUGUCCCUACCCCAACUCCAGUCCCUAUGUCAAAGACUCCCCCGUUUCCUACGCCUGUCCCUACCCCAACUACAGUCCCUAUGUCUAAGACUCCCUCUACCCCUGCCUCAUUCCCUUCUAUGCCCUCUCCUGUUCUCUUCCUUGCCCCUGUGCAGUGUACACCCCUUGCCUCUGGUCAGGUGAAGGGUGGUGAGCGCAAGGCCUCUCUAGAUACAGGAGAGGACAUGACGAGUCCAAACGGCAUGGAUGUGCGGGGUGCCUGGAACAAUUCACCCAAGAGAGAAGAGAAAGGCCUCGCUUCACAGAAUGAGGCACACAUGGACCCCCAGGGCCCCCCCACAGAGAAGAAGACACCCCCAGUGAAGGCAGCGGGGCUCAGUAAGAUCCCUGUCUGCGGUGGAGGCAGGGCAGGCAAGCUGCCACUCCGUGAGUCCCAGUCCACUGACGACGAGGGGAGCUGGGACCCACCUACUCCAGGGCAGGAAGAGGGGAGUCCAUGCCCCAGCAUACGCCACGGAGUCAGCAAAGACACAAUUAGUAACUCCUCUGCUGAAGCUGAAGUUGAGGCCAGUCAUGUAAAACAUAGCCCAGAGGAGAGUCGUCAGCUCCGCCAACCUACAGUCUACAGCAGUAUACCGCGUGACUCCAAGAUCCCUGUCAAGCUGGGAGUCCAGUCCAACACCACUGUCCCCCAAGGAGCUAAGGAGCCCCCACGCUCCAAGAUACCCUUGUCCAAGGUUCCUGUCCGCAGGACCGGCAAUAAACCCACAGCCACCACAGCUGCAAGCGCUCAAAAUAGAAAAUAAAGAUAAGAGACUGCUUCAAACACAAACACCGAAAUGGCUGCUUUCCUCCAAAAUCACUCUUUUAAUAUGAUCACAUGGACACCCUUUGCAUCCUUUUUUUGUACUGUAUAUUUACAAGGAGAGUCAAAUAUCUUCAUGAUUCUCUCAAAUGGCACUCUAUCCCACAUUGUUUUCGUCUCUCUGCUGUAGCACACCACCAUCAGCUCCAGAGCAACACAGACAUCGAGGCUGAGGCUCAAGCACAACAACACACAAGCGCAACAACACAUCUCCCCCGGGAACCAAAGGAAGGACUGUGACUCCCUUGUAUUGUGCCAACAUGACAGAUGCAUUCAACCAAGGUGCAGGUCUAAACCUGGAGUAGAACGGUGAUUGAGGAGGACGGUCGUAACAAAGGGUAUUCUGGGAUGUAUUGUUAAAGGAUGCACGGGUAUGGUAGCAUACCAAGGUCAGAAACAACCGCAUAUGGAAGAGAGUAUCUUUCUAAGGUGCUUUUUUUUUUCCUACAGACUAUCAGAGUGAAAUAAAUCAACUUUUUCUACAACACUUUUUAUCUUUUGUUACUCCCUCUUUUUUGUAGAACUGUCUAAAAUACCCUGUCUUAUUUUCCUGCAAUUCCUUUUGAUAAGUGAUACUGUAGUCCUUUUUUCCCCCUUCGUCAUGCCAAGAGAGGGUCCAGACCUCUGAAGAAAAUGCAACAACCCACACCAACAUCCUAUAACAUCCCUGGAUGUAUGUAGCAGAAUGCAUGUCAACAUGAGCCAGCGGACUCCUUUCCUCUACUUUCCUUCAUUCAUUCUUUUGACACUGUGUGGAAUCAUACAGCGCCUGCCUGCCUGCUCAUAAGUAACACUGUCAAUCACACUGUGAACUUUGGGAAAGACUUGUGCUCUGGAUGGAGUUCAUUAUGGAUAGGGUGGCCCCUGUGUAAGGUUGGAACAGUGGGUAAGCCUGUAUAACAGACCCUGUCAAGUUUGAGUGGAUCCCGAGAGCAUCAGUUUUCGGAGGGGUGCAAUCCCUUUGCUAAUCCCACUAAUACAUAGUCAUGCUCAGAUGAGGACAAUAUCUGUGUGUAUACAUGACCUAUGCUGUUCUGUUUCUUAUUUAAUCAAUAAAAUAAUGUGAGUACACUGUAUGUCACCUGAAAACAA